Molecule: messenger RNA, 381 nt
Organism: Durusdinium trenchii
Lineage: Eukaryota; Dinophyceae; Suessiales; Symbiodiniaceae
Source: the annotation of a GenBank genome assembly
AUGAUGGCAGCUUCCUCCUCAGCUCAGUGGAGACAAGCUUUGGGGACAUUGCGGGCACUGCAUCAAUUCAGGGAGACGCCCGACGAGCGGAGCUAUAGCGCUGCCAUGGCUGCCUGUUCGGCAGAAAGGUGGCCAGGCGCGUUGGCUGCCUGGAGCUCAAGUCGAGACGACUUGUCGGACCAGGAUGUGGUCUUGCUGGGUGUGGCAAUGACGUCCUGUGGGGCGAAUCGCUGGGUACACUGUUUGCAGAUGCUGGAGAAUUUGAGCGACUGCCAGGUGCAGCUGAACGUGGUGGUUUUUAGCACUUUGAUCUCCUUUCUAAGAAGCUGGACUGCGGCGAAUUGGUCAAAUAUGGUCACAGCCUCCAACCACCUUUCUUAG